GUUCGGCUCAGGAAGGGUUUGUGCUCACGGGGAAUAUAUAUCCAUGUCUUUAAAGUGUAAGUGUCGUUUAGAGACAAAUUAAAAAGCGUCAUAUUUUUCGUAACAACAUAGUUAACGUAGCCACUGUUACGACGGCUAAAAGCGAACCUCUAAAAACAGCUGGUGCUACAACCUCCGGUCUUAGAGACAGUUUCAUCGUCUAGGUCGGCUGCAGGUUGACUGAUGUUGACCUCUCUUCAAAAACCACAACACGACAUGUGCGCGUGUGUGUGUCUGUGUGUGACGCUGCCAGGGAGAACUGUGUAAACUCUCACUAAGUCAGUGAUAGAAUGGAGCCUCUCCACGCUGCCUGCGCCUUGUUCAGCCUUGCACCCCUGUUGGUGCUUGGGGUUGUCCCCAUUUGGACUCAGCCAGAGCAGGUGCAUCUCUCCUAUCCAGGAGUGCCAGGCUCCAUGUUAGUGACCUGGACCACCUUCAAUAAAACAGCAAGCAUGGUGGAAUACGGCCUUCUGGGGGGCCGGCUCUUUGAGAUGAGCGUCAAAGGUAACACUACCCUGUUUGUGGACUCUGGAGAAGAGAAGAGAAAGAUGUACAUCCACAGAGUCACGCUCACUGACCUCAAGCCUGCUGUUACUUAUGUUUACCACUGUGGCAGUGAUGAGGGCUGGAGUGAGAUAUUCUCCUUCACUGCUCUCAAUGACAGCAGCCAUUUCAGUCCCAGGUUCGCUCUGUACGGUGACCUGGGCAACGAGAACCCUCAGUCUCUGGCUCGACUACAGAAGGAGACUCAACUCGGCAUGUACGACGCCAUUCUGCACAUAGGGGACUUUGCCUAUGAUAUGCAUGAGGACAACGGCAGGAUCGGGGAUGAGUUCAUGAGGCAGAUCCAGUCCAUUGCAGCCUACGUGCCCUACAUGACCUGUCCAGGCAACCAUGAAUCUACAUACAACUUCUCCAACUACAGGAAUCGCUUCAGUAUGCCGGGCCAGUCCGAGAGCCUGUGGUACAGCUGGAACCUGGGGUCAGCGCACAUCGUCUCCCUCUCCACUGAGGUUUAUUUCUACCCGGAGUUUGGCCCGGAGCUCCUCUUCAAGCAGUAUGAGUGGCUUAAGAAAGACCUGGAGGAGGCCAACAAACCCGAAAACAGAGCAGCACGUCCAUGGAUCAUCACCAUGGGACACCGACCCAUGUACUGUUCUGAUGAUGACCAGGACGACUGCACCAACUUUGACUCCCAUGUCCGACUGGGACUGAACGACACCAAACCGCCAGCCCCCGGUCUAGAGGAUCUAUUUUACCGCUAUGGAGUGGAUCUGGAGCUGUGGGCUCAUGAGCACACAUAUGAGAGGCUUUGGCCUGUCUAUGGAGACAAGGUGUUCAAUGGCAGCAAAGAGCAGCCCUAUGUGAAUCCAAAAGCUCCGGUACACAUCAUCACAGGCUCGGCUGGGUGCAGAGAGAAGACCGACCUCUUCAAUCCAAACCCCAAAGAGUGGAGCGCAUUCCGCAGCACCGACUAUGGCUACACCCGCAUGCAAGUGGUGAACACUACCCAUGUUUACGUGGAGCAGGUCUCCGAUGACCAGUAUGGUAAAGUGAUUGACAGCAUAUGGGUGGUGAAGGAAAAGCACGGCUUCUCUGCCUGGUUCUGAAGACCCACAUCCUCAAAAUGAAGUGUUCUGCUCAGGAAAUGAACUGAAAAAUGCACCUUCUUUUAUGCUGCUCGUCUCAACACUUAUGCAGUGAUUGUCAAAAUCAUCUUUCUUCAUGAAUCUUUUCAUUUCAGACACUUUCCAAUCUGUUUCAUAAUAUUUUAUAAUACCGUAUCCAAUGAUCAACAACUGUGAAUGUAUAUAAUUAACUGUUGUCUGCUCUUCAACAAUUGCUUUUACAUUUUAAUAAAUCCUGAUUUCUUUUUAACUAA
Molecule: messenger RNA, 1921 nt
Organism: Limanda limanda (common dab)
Lineage: Eukaryota; Metazoa; Chordata; Actinopteri; Pleuronectiformes; Pleuronectidae
Gene: acp7
Product: acid phosphatase 7, tartrate resistant (putative)
Exons: 15
Coding region: 330-1649 (439 amino acids)
Molecular function (GO): acid phosphatase activity; metal ion binding
Source: RefSeq, a predicted model, not a curated record